Messenger RNA from Trichechus manatus latirostris (Florida manatee), 3215 nucleotides. It is a transcript of the gene FMNL3, whose product is annotated as formin like 3. Lineage: Eukaryota; Metazoa; Chordata; Mammalia; Sirenia; Trichechidae. Gene Ontology annotation, biological process: cortical actin cytoskeleton organization; cell migration; regulation of cell shape. Gene Ontology annotation, cellular component: cytosol. The coding region runs from base 180 to 3110 and encodes 976 amino acids. The record is from RefSeq and is a predicted model, not a curated record. The transcript has 25 exons. Gene Ontology annotation, molecular function: actin filament binding; small GTPase binding.
CCUCCGCCCUCGCCGUGCGCUGUCGUCUGCGGGACCCGAGAAGCCCCCGGCGCCCCCAGCGGGGCCGAGGAGUCGGACUGGGGUAGCCUGCGCUGAAGGAGGAGCCGGGUCCGCGGACAAGCCCAAGGCCCCCGGACUUGGAGGUGGGAGGCUGAGGCCCCCAAGGGGGCCCCGCCAGGAUGGGCAACCUGGAGAGCGCCGAGGGGGGCCCAGGCGAGCCGCCCUCUGUCCCGCUGCUGCUGCCGCCCGGCAAGAUGCCGAUGCCUGAGCCCUGUGAGCUGGAGGAGAGGUUCGCCUUGGUGUUGAGCUCCAUGAACCUGCCUCCUGACAAGGCCCGGCUCCUGCGGCAGUAUGACAACGAGAAGAAGUGGGAUCUGAUCUGUGACCAGGAACGAUUCCAGGUGAAGAAUCCUCCCCACACUUAUAUCCAGAAACUCCAGAGCUUCUUGGACCCCAGUGUAACUCGAAAGAAGUUCAGGAGGAGAGUUCAGGAGUCAACCAAAGUACUAAGGGAGCUGGAGAUCUCACUUCGCACCAACCACAUUGGGUGGGUACGGGAGUUUCUGAAUGAUGAAAACAAAGGCCUGGAUGUGCUGGUGGAUUACCUGUCCUUUGCCCAAUGUUCUGUCAUGUAUAGCACUCUCCCUGGGCGCAGGGCCCUGAAGAACUCUCGCCUGGUGAGCCAGAAGGAUGAUGUCCAUGUCUGCAUCCUCUGUCUCAGAGCCAUCAUGAACUAUCAGUAUGGAUUCAACCUGGUCAUGUCCCAUCCUCACGCUGUCAAUGAAAUUGCGCUCAGUCUCAACAACAAGAAUCCAAGGACCAAAGCCCUUGUCUUGGAGCUCCUGGCAGCCGUGUGUUUGGUGCGGGGAGGACAUGAAAUCAUUCUUGCUGCCUUUGACAAUUUCAAAGAGGUAUGCAAGGAGCUGCACCGCUUUGAGAAGCUGAUGGAGUAUUUCCAGAAUGAGGACAGCAACAUCGACUUCAUGGUGGCCUGCAUGCAGUUUAUCAACAUCGUGGUACACUCGGUGGAGGAUAUGAACUUCCGGGUCCACCUGCAGUAUGAGUUCACCAAGCUGGGGCUAGAGGAAUUCCUGCAGAAGUCAAGGCACACAGAGAGCGAGAAGCUGCAGGUACAGAUCCAGGCAUACCUGGACAAUGUGUUUGAUGUGGGGGGCUUGUUGGAGGAUGCGGAGACCAAGAAUGUGGCCCUGGAGAAGGUGGAGGAGCUAGAAGAGCACGUGUCCCAUCUCACGGAGAAGCUUCUGGAUCUAGAAAAUGAGAACAUGAUGCGGGUGGCGGAGCUAGAGAAGCAGCUGCUGCAGCGGGAGAAGGAGCUAGAGAGCAUCAAGGAGACGUACGAGAACACGAGCCACCAAGUACACACCCUGCGGAGGCUCAUUAAGGAGAAGGAGGAGGCCUUCCAGCGCCGAUGCCACUUGGAGCCAAGUGCCCGGGGCCUGGAGUCUUCGGGCAACGAGGCUCUGGCCAGGGUAGGCCCUGCAGAGCUGAGUGAGGGCAUGCUGCCCUCUGACCUGGACCUCCUGGCCCCAGCCCCACCCCCUGAGGAGACCCUACCUCUGCCUCCACCACCAGCUCCUCCCUUGCCCCCUCCACCUCCCCCAUUACCAGACAAGUGUCCCCCAGCCCCACCUCUCCCUGGUGCUGCUCCCUCUGUGGUGUUGACAGUAGGCCUGUCAGCCAUUCGUAUCAAGAAACCUAUCAAGACCAAGUUCCGGCUGCCUGUCUUCAACUGGACAGCACUGAAACCCAACCAGAUCAGCGGCACUGUCUUCAGUGAACUUGAUGAUGAGAAGAUCUUGGAGGACCUGGACCUGGACAAAUUUGAAGAACUGUUCAAGACGAAAGCCCAGGGUCCUGCCCUUGACCUCAUCUGCUCCAAGAAUAAGACGGCACAAAAGGCCGCCAGCAAGGUGACCCUGUUGGAAGCCAAUCGUGCCAAGAACCUGGCCAUCACCCUACGCAAGGCUGGCCGUUCAGCUGAGGAGAUCUGCAGGGCCAUCCACACAUUUGACCUACAGACCUUACCUGUGGACUUCGUGGAGUGCCUGAUGCGCUUCCUGCCCACAGAGGCUGAGGUGAAGCUGCUCCGGCAAUAUGAGCGUGAGCGGCAGCCCCUGGAGGAGCUGGCAGCUGAGGACCGCUUCAUGCUGCUCUUUAGUAAGGUGGAACGGCUGACCCAGAGAAUGGCUGGCAUGGCCUUCCUGGGCAACUUCCAGGACAACCUGCAGAUGCUCACACCGCAACUCAAUGCCAUCAUUGCUGCCUCUGCCUCCGUCAAGUCCUCACAGAAGCUGAAGCAGAUGUUGGAGAUCAUACUUGCUCUAGGGAACUACAUGAAUAGCAGCAAGAGGGGAGCUGUGUAUGGCUUCAAGCUCCAGAGCCUGGAUCUGCUGCUGGACACCAAGUCCACUGACCGGAAGAUGACGUUGCUGCAUUUCAUUGCCUUGACGGUGAAGGAGAAAUACCCAGACCUGGCUAACUUCUGGCAUGAGCUGCACUUUGUGGAAAAGGCUGCAGCAGUGUCCCUGGAGAACGUGCUGCUAGAUGUGAAGGAGCUGGGCCGGGGCAUGGACCUGAUUCGGCGGGAGUGCAGUCUGCAUGACAACAGCGUCCUUCGGAACUUCCUCAGCGCCAAUGAAGGCAAACUGGACAAGCUCCAGCGAGAUGCCAAGACGGCUGAGGAGGCCUACAAUGCAGUUGUUCGAUACUUUGGUGAGAGUCCCAAGACCACACCUCCUUCUGUAUUCUUCCCAGUGUUUGUACGCUUCAUUCGUUCUUACAAGGAAGCAGAACAAGAGAAUGAAGCCCGCAAGAAGCAGGAGGAGGUAAUGCGGGAGAAGCAGCUGGCUCAGGAAGCCAAGAAACUGGAUGCCAAGACCCCAUCCCAGCGGAACAAGUGGCAGCAGCAGGAGCUCAUUGCAGAGCUGAGGCGGCGCCAGGCCAAGGAGCACCGGCCUGUGUAUGAGGGGAAGGAUGGUACCAUCGAGGACAUCAUCACAGGCCUCCACUGCCAGCCCACUAUUGUUCGACAUCAAGCCAGGAGUGCCACACCACCCAGCAGCUCCCCUCGUGCUCCAGGCCCCCACUGAGACCCUCUGGAGAGGCAGAAGCACUUCAGCCCUCGGAGUCCUGCUAGUCCAACCAGUGGACCUGGAACCUUGGAAUCAACCAAGGACCCAGCAGAGGCUGUGCUG